AUGACUCGUAAGGGUGUUUUAUGCUAUGAUUAUUUAGAUUCUAUAGAAAAAUUAAGUGAGACGGAGCUUCCUCCAAUAGAAUCAUUUAGAAAUUCUUUGGUUGAAGAGGAUUGUAACCAAGAUGAUUAUAAUCAUGCUGAGAAAGUUUGGUCACAUUUUAAAUGUAGUAAUUUAAGAGAAUAUCUUGAACACUAUUUAAUUACAGACGUCUUAAUUUUAUCAGACAUUUUUGAAAAAUUUAGAAUUGAUUCUAGAACAAUUUAUGGUCUAGAUCCCUGUCACUAUUAUACAUUGCCAGGUUUUUCGUGGGAUGCUAUGUUGAAAGAAACAGGUGUUAAGCUUGAACUUUUGACAGACAUCAACAUGUAUAACUUUUUCGCUAAGGGUAUAAGAGGAGGUUUAACACAAUGUAGCUUGCGACAUUGUAAAGCAAAUAAUAAAUAUAUGGUUGAUUAUGAUUCAAGUAAACCAUCUGAUUACUUAAUGUACUUGGAUGCUAAUAACCUAUACGGUUGGGCCAUGUCUGAUUACCUCCCACAUUCAAACUUUAAAUGGGUUGAACCUCCAACUAAUUUAGAUGAUAUUAAAGGCUGGUUAAUUUCAAAUAUAAACAUUGGUUAUGUUUUAGAAGUGGAUCUCGAGUACCCCCUAGAAAUACAUGAUAAUCAUAAUGAUCUUCCAUUCUGUCCUUCAAACAUUUCAUUGUCUGGUAAAUCCGAUAAAAAAUUAAUUGCUGAUUUGAAUAAUAAAGUUAAUUAUAUAAUUCAUUACAAAACAUUAAUUCAAUGCCUUGAUAAUGGUUUGGUGCUUAAGAAAAUUCAUAGAGUGAUGCAAUUCAAACAAUCUCAAUGGCUUAAAAAAUAUAUUGAUUUAAACAAUGAACUAAGAAAAAAAGCCACCACAAAGUUUGAAAAGGAUCAGCGUAAACUUUGCAAUAAUGCUGUAUUCGGAAAAACUAUGGAAAAUGUAGACAAACGAAAAGAUCUUCGAAUUGUCGAUUCUUUAGAAAGCAAAGGUACCCAUCUCGGUAGUCGCGCUCUUAUAGCUAAACCUAAUUUUCAUAGUAUAUUAGAAUUUUCGGAAACCAUGGCUGCUAUUCAGUUAAAACGAAUUCACAGUGGUUUAUCGAAGCUAGAAAAAAAAAAGAAGUAUAGAAUUCUGGCAGCCAGAAGAGUACUUACCCGUUAUGGUAAUAGAAUUGAUUUGGAGUUGGAGGACGUUAAGGUUUUCUUGCCUCAACAAAUAGAAGAACAAAUGUGGGAAGAAGGUGUAGCUGAACUACAUAAGCUCUGCCUGGAGGUGGUGGAGCCGUACGGUUCCUCAUUCCGCGUCGAGUUUCACAAAGAUGAACAGCUUGAACAGCAACAACAACAACAGUAA
Episyrphus balteatus (marmalade hoverfly) is the source of this 1380-nucleotide messenger RNA. RefSeq lists its product as uncharacterized. Bases 1 to 1380 code for a protein of 459 amino acids. NCBI's taxonomy places the organism in Eukaryota, Metazoa, Arthropoda, Insecta, Diptera, Syrphidae. Gene Ontology annotation, molecular function: nucleotide binding; DNA binding; DNA-directed DNA polymerase activity. The transcript is spliced from 3 exons. The record is from RefSeq and is a predicted model, not a curated record. Gene Ontology annotation, biological process: DNA replication.